GUUUUGUGGGGAGUGCCUGCAGCCCUGCCUCCAGGUGCCAUCCCCCCUCUGCCCGCUCUGCCGCAUGCCCUUCGACCCCAAGAAGGUGGAGAAGGCCUCCAGCGUGGAGAAACAGCUCUCGUCCUACAAGGCUCCCUGCAGAGGCUGCAGCAAGAAGGUGACCCUGGCCAAAAUGCGCUCCCACGUCUCGUCCUGUGCCAAGGUGCAGGAGCAGAUGGCCAACUGCCCCAAGUUCGUUCCGGUGGUCCCCACGUCCCAGCCCAUCCCCAGCAACAUCCCCAACCGCUCGACGUUCGUGUGCCCCUACUGUGGGGCCAGGAACCUGGACCAGCAGGAGCUGGUGAAGCACUGCAUGGAGAACCACCGUAAUGACCCUAACAAAGUGGUGUGCCCAGUCUGCUCAGCCAUGCCCUGGGGUGACCCCAGCUACAAAAGUGCCAACUUCCUCCAGCACCUCCUCCACAGGCACAAGUUCUCCUACGACACCUUCGUGGACUACAACAUCGACGAGGAGGCAGCUCUGCAGGCUGCCCUGGCACUGUCUCUCUCCGAGAACUGA
Molecule: messenger RNA, 559 nt
Organism: Merops nubicus (carmine bee-eater)
Lineage: Eukaryota; Metazoa; Chordata; Aves; Coraciiformes; Meropidae
Gene: RNF166
Product: ring finger protein 166
Exons: 5
Biological process (GO): protein polyubiquitination; ubiquitin-dependent protein catabolic process
Molecular function (GO): ubiquitin protein ligase activity
Source: RefSeq, a predicted model, not a curated record